GGAGGAAAAACCUAUUCUACGUGUGAGGGAAAUGCGGGUGACGUCACCACGUCCGGAAGAGCCGGCGUUCCUCGCUGCCGGUAUACAUCCGCCCCGGGGCUCGAGCCGCCCGCUGAUAGGGGGACGGGCUGCUCGUGCCAGCCCCCGCAGAAGGGGCAGCGCCUGAGGCGUGUGGGAUGCGCGCCAACGGCUACGCGCGGAGAGGCGCCGCAGAGCGAGCGCAGCACGCGCCGUGUGUCGCUGACGGCCCAAGCAGGGGCGGCGGCGGCGGCGGCGGCCGCAGCAGCAAGUGACUGGGCCGGAAUGGCCCAGCAGCAGCCAGGCCCGGGGAGCUCCCCGCAGCCCGCUUACCUCCACACCCUCCCUGCCUGCGUGCUGGAGGAUUUCUGCCAGAAGAUGGACUGCCUGAACCACUACGACUGGAUGCGCUUCGCCUCUUACGUAAUAACUGAUCAAACAGAGCUGCGGAAAAUCAAAUGCAUGGAGAAGACGGGAAUCAGCAUAACGAGAGAACUCAUGUGGUGGUGGGGAGUGAGGCUAGCAACAGUCCAACAGUUACUGGAACUUCUCCAAGGACUGCAGCUCUACCAAGCAGCAAAAGUGAUUCUGGACUGGUUAUCAGUCUCUGAUAUUACUAAUUCUGCCAGAGUACCAUUAGAGUCACCUAAACAAGAGAACAUACCCUGUUAUCCCACAGAAAACAAAAAUAAAGCCAAAGAAAAUGAGAUUGGACCAUCACCAGACUUACCAGCACUUAAUCCAGUUUCUGGAGGAAUCUCAGACUCACUCCCCUAUCCACUACCUCCCCCAGAGGACCUUAUGCACUCCCUACAAUCAAAUCCUCCUCAUUCAUCAAAUGUGAAGCCCUGUGGUUCUUCCAGUCCUCGGCAGGGAACGAUUGCUGAUCUCCCUAGUGGGAGCCUUUUGUGGACUCAGGGGGAAGUGAUAAAUGCUACCAAUGGUUUCAGUGAGGAGAACAGAAUUAAUGAAGGUAUUUUUGCUGAGGUCUACAAAGGUCAGAGACACAAUGCAGUAUACAUCAUUAAAAGGCUCAAAGAGAUGGAAUGUAUAAGCCAGAAUUCAACACAAAGAUUCUUUCAUACAGAAGUACAGAUUUGCUUUCGGUGUUGUCACAUUAACAUUUUACAACUAGUGGGUUUCUCACUAGAAAGUGGAUAUCACUGUCUGAUAUACCCCUACAUGGAAAAUGGAUCACUUGAAAACAGACUACAGUGUCAAGUUGGUUCUAUGCCAUUAACCUGGGAGAAACGCGUCACAAUUUCUAUAGGACUUAUCCGAGCCAUUCAGUAUCUACAUAACUUUGGGAUUCUGCAUGGGAAUGUCAAGAGCUCCAAUGUUUUGCUGGAUGAAAACUUGACACCAAAACUUGGACAUUCAGGUCUCCGACUGCAUUCUGUGGAAAAAAAAUCAGACUACGCUGUGAUGAAAACCAAAGUUUUACAAGCUUCCCUCACUUACCUACCAGAAGAUUUUGUCAGGCAUGGACAGCUAACGCAAAAAAUUGACAUCUUUGGUUGUGGAAUAGUUUUAGCAGAGAUGCUGACAGGCACUAAGGCAAUGGAUGAAGGAAGAACCCCUAUUUAUCUGAAAGAUGUAAUUGCUGAUGAAAUUCAAGCAGCAAAAGGAAGUUCAUACUCCAAGCACAAAACCUUUGAAAAUCUUGCUGCCAAGGAAAUAUGUUGUAAAUAUCUAGACAGGAAGGUGGGACACUUGCCAUCAGAAAUUGCUGUUCACUUUGCCACUGCCAUCUGCCUUUGUCUGCGGAAAAAGAAUCUUGACAUAGCAGAGGUGCAUGAAAUGAUGGAAAUGGCUGAACAUAAAAUAAGAGAUCACAGCAUUCUUGAAGGCAGCACUUUUUCUGGAUUCUCCAUUAAUACCCCAGAAGAAACAGAUGAUGAGACAGCUAGUUACAAUUAUGGUUCUUCAGGUGAUAGCAAUGAGGACAGUGCAACAGCAAGGUCCCUGAAGUGUGCAAAUUCAUCCCCAUCUUUACUAAGAGUCAUGCCAUCUGAAAUGUACAAUGGACAGAUGUCACAGGUCCCUUGUGAAUCGGAUGAAUUGAGUAGUUUUGUUUGGGAUCCUGUGGAGGGUUCUGCAUAUGGCCCACCUAGCAGUGGCUAUACUGAUCCAGAAAAUGCCACAUCCUCAUAUUCCGGGAGAAAUGAUGAAAUAUGUACUGGUGGCUUCCAAGAAAGAAAUGUGGCAUCCAAUGAAAAUAAAAACACUUUGGAAAUGGUAUCUCCUGCAAAAAGAAUGGUUUCUUCAAACAAUGCAAACCUUGACCCUUCAUGUUCUUCACAAGGAUUAGCCAAAGAAACCUUCUGGGAAAUAAAGAUCAAUGAUAAAAAAAAGAAGCUUAUGGAAAAUAUUUUACUAUAUGAAGAAGAAAAGUUAAACAGCUCUGAACUCUUUGAGUCUCAAAUAUGACUGAAUUAUCAGGAAUGCCGUCUUGGAAGAAGAAAUUGGGAAUCUUUUUCCGGUAGCAAGAUGGUAAAAACUAAAUCACAUACUUCUUGUAAGGUUAAGUAGGCUAUUUUCAACAGACAUGUUAACUUUCUUUGGAGAAAAAGAAUAGCCACAUCUCGGGUGAUUCCAAAAGAACAUCUGCUACAGUGUAGAUUAAAGCAGAAUGCAACUUUUAUGAUCGUAAAAUUAGCAUUGACCUCUUUCUCCUUGCCUUACUAUGCUGAAAAAAAUUAACAUUGGCAAACUGAGACAAUUGCUUGAAUUUGCUUAGGGCAAGCUCUGUUUUGCACUGCACUUCACAAAGCAUUUGUGUACAGUAUAUUUCUUUUAUGAAAAAUUAGGAUCCUGCACACUAUACAGCAGGCAUUCAUUACAUACUAUUUGGCAGUACUCUGUAAUAUCCGUUGCAUCUAGCAUACACAGGGUGAUCAAUGAACUUUUCAUUUUUUUCAAAACAAAGUAACUAAAAAUGUACCUAGUUUCAUAUAAUCUUAUUCCACGUUCUUGCUUGCACUCCAUAUCCUAGAUGAUGUGGUGGGUGUUUGUUUUUUAAGGAAAGUUCUCUGUUGAAUUCCGUAUGAUUUCAUUUCCAGCUGCAUUGCAUUGAAAACAGAUGUUUGGACAAUUUUAGAUGUCGCUGAUGGUAUGCUCUGGAACUGUACAUAUGAACAUGUAGUAUCAAAAACUACACUGAGAGAUUGUGUACACUGACUCCCACUGUAGCCUUGAGAGAGUCAUUUAAUCUCUCAGUGCCUUAACCCUAUUUUGCAGAUUAGAAAAUUAAUACCUCACUAGGCUGUUUUGACAGUUGUGUAGCAUUUUACAAACGUUAGUUAAGUGCUAUUAACGUGGUUACUUGUUUCAUACUGUAGCUUUGGUUGUAAAUGUAUAUUUUGGAUUUUGAUAUAAUUCAAUAUUUUAAUUUAAAACCUAUUUAAUUUUUUAUGCGACACUUGAAUUUGGAUUUGUAAAGGGUCUGACGCAAUGAUUAAAACAAUCAACUAAAGAUUAAUUAGUUAAAGGGCUGGAUCUUGCAGCCUUUAUUCACUUGAGUAGUCCUAGUGAAGUAGCUGAUUUCAGUGUGCCUGAUCAAGAGCUGCAGAAUUAGGCCCAGUGUUUGUGAUCACUCUGAAGAGGAAAAAUGCUAAAUAUUAUAAUAGAAAGCAUGGAUGCUACUCCUGUUUAUUUUCAAGAGGAAACCUCCUCAAGAACAUGAGUGCCAGUCUUACUCCUUUUUUCUUUACCUUGUAAUAGAGUCCUCUAAUCCAGCAUAAGGAAAUAAAACUUCAUAAUAGGAAAAAAGGACCUUCAGAAUCGUAUAGCUCAGCUUUCUGCUGUGAUUAAACCUCUAAUAUAUACUUGAGGAAAAUUCCUAUUACAGUUUGAGCAAGCAAGGAAUGCAGGAUUGGGCUUUGUAUGUGAUUCUUCCCUUUGGCAUUAUGGAAAGGUGUAAUUUUCUUAGAUAUACAAUAAGGCCUUCACAUUAAAGUCCCUUGAAUAAGGACCUAGUUCUAUGAAGACUUCUACACCUACCUAGCCAACUGCCAAUGGUAGGAGGAACUGUGGUAGACUAUAUAUCUAAAAAACCCAAAUAUUGCCUUUGUCCAAAUACUGCCUUACCAAAGUGUGGCAAGGCCAACUGUCAACUUGCAUGAUCUGCCCGAAUCUACUACCUUUCAUCUGCCUAGGGUGUUGUGUAUGUUUUCUUUGGUCUUUUUAUUGUGCAAGGCCUCAUUCUUGCAUUAGUAGCUGAUUUCAGUGGGUGUCCGUUCAGGCACAGCAGUCCAUCCACACAUUUAAGAACAUCAGAGUGGCCAUACUGGGUGAGACCAAAGGUCCAUCUAGCUCAGUAUCUUGUCUUCCAACAAUGGCCAAUGCCAGAUAUCCCACAGGGAAUGAAUAGGUAAUCAUAAAGUGAUUCAUCCACUGUUGCUCAUUCUCAGCUUCUGGCAAACGGAGGCUAGGGCCACCAUCCCUGCCCAUUCUGGCUAAUUGCCAUUGAUGGACCUAUUCUCCAUGAACUUAUCUAGUUCUUUUUUUGAACCCUGCUAUAGUCUUGGCCUUCACAACAUCCUCUGGCCAAGUUCCAUAGACUGACUGUGUGUUGUGUGGAAAAAGUACUUCCUUUGGUUUUCAAAUUGCUGCCUAUUACUUUCAUUUGGUGACCCCUAGCUCUUGUAUUAUGAGGAGUAAAUAACACUUCCUUCUUUACUUUCUCCACGCCAGUCAUGAUUUUAUACACUUCAAUUCUUAGUCCUACCUCCUUAGUCAUUUCUUUUCCAAGCUGAAAAGUCCCUGUCUUAUUAAUCUCUCCUCAUACGGAAGCCAUUCCAUACCCCUAAUCAUUUUUGUUGCCCUUUUCUGAACUUUUUUCAAUAUAUCUUUUUUGAGAUGAAGCAACCAUAUCUGCAAACGGUAUUCAAGAUGUACCAUGGAUUUAUAUAGAGGCAAUAUAUUUUCCGUCUUAUUAUCUAUCCCUUUCUUAAUGAUUCCCAACAUUCUGUUUGCUUUUUUGACUACUGCUGCACAUUGUGUGGAUGUUUUCAGAGAACUAUCCAUAGUGACUCCAAGAUCUUUCUUGAGUGGUAACAACUUAUUUAGACCCAUUACCCAGUGCAGUAUCAAGACUUAAGUUUUUUGGGGCAAGGAUCACGCCUUCUAUUUGUACAGUGCCUAGCACACUGUGGGCACUAUCAGAAGCAAAUAAGUAUAAUUUAACUUAUCCUUUCAAUGUCACAAUCUUAUACCAGGUCCUCAGGUGGAUACCUACACUAGUAAUUGACUUGUAAGUUAACUGACUAUAAGUGCCUAAUCAACUUACUAAUAUCCAUAAAUAUAUUUUCUAGAUGUUUUCUGGUAUUAAAUGUAUUGCUGGUUUAAAAAUACAAA
Dermochelys coriacea (leatherback sea turtle) is the source of this 5376-nucleotide messenger RNA. RefSeq names its product interleukin 1 receptor associated kinase 2 (gene IRAK2). The coding region runs from base 304 to 2448 and encodes 714 amino acids. Gene Ontology annotation, cellular component: plasma membrane. NCBI's taxonomy places the organism in Eukaryota, Metazoa, Chordata, Testudines, Dermochelyidae. The transcript is spliced from 13 exons. Gene Ontology annotation, molecular function: protein binding; protein kinase activity; ATP binding. Gene Ontology annotation, biological process: protein phosphorylation; signal transduction. The record is from RefSeq and is a predicted model, not a curated record.